GGUGCCUCUGCUCUCCAACGGAGGCGCUGUUGCUUCCCCUCGCCGGGCGGACUCCAUUGCCGCUAGCUUCCACCGCCUCGGCCGGGAAGGAGACAUCAUGGCCUGGCGGCGAGUCGAGCUGGGCUUCGCGGAGGAGGCGGCGGCCUGGCGGCUGCGCAGCGAGCAGUUCCCUUGCAAAGUGGGCGGCAGGCCGGCGUGGCUGGGCGAGGCGGGCUUGCCGGGCCCCGCCGAGCUGCAGUGCGGCGCGUGCGGGGAGCCGCGCGCCUUCCUGCUGCAGCUCUACGCGCCUCGGCCGGGCCGGCCCGACGCCUUCCACAGGAGCCUCUUCCUCUUCGGCUGCCGCCGGCCCGCCUGCUACCGCCUCGCCGGCCCCUCCCCGGGCUGCUUGAGAGGUGAGGGGCGCGGGCAGAGAGGGGCCUCGGUCGGGUCUGCUGUGGGCGUCAAGGCAUGCAUGAGGCAGAUGCUGGAAGUCCUAAGUCCCCUCCCCUUAAACCCAGCGGUGCAAGUUAGGACUGCAGCUGAAGCCCUCAAGGCCCGACUGGGGAACCUGCGGUUGUCAGCAGCCCCGGCCAGCAUGGCCAAUGGUUAGGGGUGAUAGGAGUUAUUGGAUGGACCGGCUGUUUCCCUGGGCUCUUUGUUGUUUGUGCCUAUUAAAAUUUGGGCCCUUCCAUUGAGGAAGACGGAAUGUUGUCCUAGUCCAGUGGUUCCCAACCUUUUUUGGGCCAUGCCUCACCUAAGCAUCUCUGAAAUCCUGAUGCACCCCCACCCCCCGCGACAUAAUUCUUAUUAUUCAAAAAGUGAACUCCUAUUCACGUGGAGGAAGCCGAAAAGGCCAUUCAUUGUUAAUAACUCAUUUUUGAAUUGCCCCCCCUUAAAAAUCAAAUUGCCCCUCAAUGGUGCGUGUGCCCCACAUUGGGAACCACAGCUCUAGCCAAAGGCAAAUCACUGGCCCAUCUAGCUUGUAUCAUAUACAGGGGAUGGCAGUGGCUCCCCUGGGUUUCAGACAGGGGUUUUCUUCCCUACCUUUACCUGGAGAUGAUGGGGAUCGAACAUGGGGGAAGCAGAUACUGUACAGCCCAUUUCAAAUAAAAAUGCAGCUUUCUUUGCCCAGCUCCCUGCUGCUGAGCUCCCUGUGUAGGAGUUUGCUUAUAUUUGCUUAUUCAAGGCAUCUUCAGUCCUACCACUUGUCAGGAUACAGAUGUGUGAUAACGUCUGCAUUGGCUCACAUCCUGUGCACCCUGAUUCAUAUUUGUCAGGUGUAUCCUUACAGGUUUGCUUCUGCCUUGCGGCACAUCUGGUAAAGAGGUGGGAUGUAAAUAUUUCCACUAAAUAAACGCAAAUGUAUCUUAGGUACACAGCUAAAAAUUUAGUUUUAUUUAUUUCUACUAUUUAUAGACUGCUAUUCACCACAGAUGUUCACAAGGCAGUCUACACAACAGUCAAUAAAACAAUCCAUCGAUCAAAAUAAAUCAGUGUUUAAAACAAAGAAAAAAGCACAGGUAAAGUUCAAUAAACAGGCAUAAUACAACUUACUUAAAUAGAAUGCUGUGAAGGAGUUCUAAAACUGGAAGUCCAAAAAUAAUAAACAAAGCCAGCUUAUAACUUUAUAAUAGAAUUUGAAAAUGGGGGGGGGGGGAGAGACUUGUCAGUGGCUUCAAUCUUGUGCUCAGGAACAUGUCAUGUUGGCCCCACUGAAAUCCGUAGUAUCUUUGUGUGAGUAACCAACUGCAAGAUUACAGCAUAGAAAUGAUGAACGGAUACAGUGUAUGUCAUUUGGUAGAGUUUUCUUAAAAAUAAAGGGAGUCAGGCAAUCUUUUUUUUCACCAACAACCCAUGUCAGCAGUUAAAUAUCAUAUGGGAAUGUUUCUUCCCUUUCCUUAAAGUGCUGCCCUUGUAGAUGCAUUAGAGAGCAUCUCAGAGCACCAUAAAUCGCCAUGUUUGAAUUAAAUGUCAAAAUAAAAAAACUGGUGAAGUGGAGCUAAGGAAAGGGAGGUAUUUUCUGGUACUUCUUGGCUGGCUUUGAUAUUGACAAGAACAGCCCUUUUAAAAUGCGAGACAACCAACCAACCUCUGAGAUCCUAAACUGACAGUGUUUGCCUUGCUCUUGAUACUUUCAUGGCAUAACUGGUCUGUUGAACGGAGCAAUUAAAGCAUCAAAAACGGAUUUAAGAAAACAUUAGCAGUGUGAGUCUUACCUCAGAUGGUGGCUAGAAAUUUUUCAGGUACUAACUGAAAUGUGUGGUACUAUUAAACUAGAAUUGGAGCGUGUGUAGUUUGACACUGCUGAGAAGUGAAUUUUCUCUCAGAUUAUAUACAUGCCGUGCAUGCUGUUAUACCACACUCAAAUGCUGCCAAUAUUACAAAAUUAGUGGAUCUCUCCCUCCCUUAAGGAGCUUUGGAUCCUUUGGAAUAAGAGGUCUCUCCUCCGGUAAAGAUUAAGGAGAAGUGUAGCAACUUGUAUAGUUUCUGACAUAGCCAGGUCAGAGAGAGCAAACAAAAAAUAUAUAUCCAUACUGUUGCUUUCAGAUAGUUAAUAAUUUUUUUCUAUUUUCAAGUUUUUAGGAAUCAAUUACCAAGGAAGAAUGACACCUACUCUUAUGAUCCACCACGGGAAGAGCCACCCCACGAAGAGCCAAUUUGUGCAAAUCUACAGCUAAAAUGUGGGACGAAGCUGUGCCGAGUCUGUGGGUGUUUAGGAAGCAAAACAUGCUCCAAAUGCCACAAGGCUCAUUACUGUAGCAAGGACCAUCAAGUUAAGGACUGGAAAGCAGGGCAUAAGCUUUCAUGCUUGCAGUCUGGUAAGCAAUUUGAAACUCUAGAAAUUUGCAUUGAUUUAGAGGAGGGUCUCCAUCAGUUGAAGAUCGGCUUUGAUUACUUCAGAAUUAAGCAGUCCAAGAAGAAUUGUUAUAAUUGGGGAGAGCAGGGGGGGGUGCAAUCACAAUGUUUCAGGGUAGGGGGAGGUAUGGGAGGUGGGGGCAGGCCGCGGAAGGGGCACACGGCCUAGGUACUUAGUGAUUGUGCUGUGUGCCAGCCUGUCCUCCAAUCUGAGGUAUUGCAGUCAUCCUGUUAGCCAGCCCUUCGGUCCCCGGCUGCUGCCCUGAAUGCCAAGUUAGCUCUGAGGAAGACCUCCCUUAUCCUAUUCUGGAUGAGGAGGCUGAUCUGGUCUAUAUUACUGAUACCUUGGUGGCUGAGCAAGGUGUGGUUGGUCUUACUCAGCUGUGUCCACCAGAGUAUUUGGAACAGCAUCAGGGCAGACCUGAGGGUCAGGGAGGGGGUACUGUUGUGAUCUAUAGAAAUUAGCUCUUUCCAGGCUCUCUGUCUAUUUGGGGGCAGGAGAACUAGAGGGCAUGUUCUUGGCAUUGGGCAAUUGGGACAGAUUUGGCAUUCUGCUGGUUUACCGUCCACCUAGCUCCACAGCAGUUUGCCUGCCUAGGCUGACAGAGCUAGUCUCAGGUGGUGUUGAAGGCUUACAGACUGCUGGUUUGGGGGGAUUUCAACAUCCAUGAUGAGGUGAAUGGCUCUACGGUGGCUCAGGGCUUCAUAGCGGCCAUGGAGCUGUUCCAAUAUGUUAUUGGCCCAACACAUGUGGCAGGCCACGCUCGGGACCUUGUGAAGAGGGUUAUCUGAAAGUGGAGGUUAUUGGCAUCAGUCUCUGGUCAUGGUCUAAUCAUUUCCUAUUGAGAUUUAGACUUUUAGCACCUUUUUUCUCUCUGCAGAGGCUGGGUAUCUAUUAGGAUUGUCUGCCCUUGGCGGCUGAUGAAUCCAAUGGAUUUCUAAAACUGCUCUGGGAAUUUUUUUGGCUGAUAUAACUGGUGCUCAUAUCAAAGCCCUGGCCAGUCUCUGGAAUAUCCUAAUAGCCAUUGACAUGAUUGCCCUUCAGCACCCUCUCCCAUUUUGUGGAGCCCAUUUGGCUUCCUGGUACAGUGGAACCUUGGGUUUCGAACGCGCCUUGGAAGUCCAACGGCUUCCGAGGCGCAUUUCUCCAUUUUCUCAAUGGAAUUUACCGACCACCCAUUGCACCUUGGUUGUCAAACGUUUUGGAAGUUGAACGGUCUUAUUACAUUCGACAACCGAGGUACCACUCCAUAGCUUAGGAUGAGGAAGCAAGCUGGGAGACAGCUCAAACGCAAGUGGAGCAAAACUCCAGUCAAAUGCAAUCAAACGCUAGUGAGGCCUCAUCAUCAAGCCUACCAAAUGGCAGUGAAGGCAGCAAAGAAGGUAUACUUUGCUGCCUCCACUGCAUCCUCAUUGUGUCAUCCAACAGAGCUUUCCUGGGUAGUGCAAGGCCUUUUACAGUCUGGCCUGAAGGAGGUGACACAGUAGUCGUUGUUGUUGUUAUUCACCUACAAAUUCUAAAACAUCAUAUCCUCUAUUAUAUUCAGAAAUUUUUGCCAAAAUAGUUUUUACAUAUUUUCUGGCGUUGCUGCAAAGUCCACUUUUGGUCUUUGACAUCUCCAGCAGCACAAGUUUCUUUUUAAAGCAAAGUUGCAGUGCCUCAAUUUCUUUAAAAUCCUGUUUGUCUCUGUGAGUAGAAUGACAUAAAAACUCUACAGUAAUGCUAGAGGUGUUACUGUUGAAUUUGGGGACAUUUCUGCUUCUAGAGACAAGCAGGGUUUUUAAAGAAAUCAAAAAAUUGAGACACUGCAGCUUUGUAUAAAACAAUGGUGCCUUCUGCUCUGGCUUUAUUCUGCUGGCCAUUUCAUUCUAUAUUUGUCUUUGCUAGUUUUAAAGUUUGCCCCCCAACCCCAAGAAAUCAUUUGAAAAUAGACUGAUAUACAAAAUAGAAUAGGGAAGACUGAUCAAAAUAAUUUUGGGUUCUUGUUUUGUAGGUGAGCUGGAUGUUGUUAUUCCAGAUCAUAAAUUUCUUUUCCCCGAGUAUGAAAUUGUGAUAGAGCCUGAAGAAACUGACUCCUCCAAUGUCAGUGAAGCAGAAGAGGAAGAUCAGGACAAAAAAGAAUUGACACCUGCCGCCAAUACAGGUAAGGAGUAUGAAUAAAUUUCCUUGCUGCAAGACCUAUUUUUAAAUUAUACUACAGUUGUACCUUGGAAGCCGAACUUCUGGAAGUCCGUUCGACUUCCAAAGCGUUUGAAAAACAAAACGCGGCUUCUGAUUGGCUGCAGGAAGCUCUAGUCAUCAGGAAACGUUUGACAAACAAAGGAAUGCAUAGUAUAAAAGUAACACAGAUUAACAAUAAACAAAAAGUACAUAAACUUGAAAAAGAUUACAUGCAUAAUCUCCCUGGCAAGACACAGCCUUUUCUUUUAAAAACAUUUCACAAAAAGGAAUAUUUUAAACAAGUUACACUAUGAAAAUCAGACUCUUCAUCUUAACAUACUUUGUUCUAAUUUCUCAUGCAAACCUCCUGAAGAUUUUACUUUUGCUUAUUAAAACUAUAGUAUUGCUGAUUUUAACACUAUAAAGUUUUAAUCUGUUUGGGUUUUAGAUGAAGCACCAGAUUCUCUAGAUGAGACUUCAUUGGAAGCAAUGGCAAAACACGAAACCCAAGAUGACAAGAUUUUUCAGAAGUUUAAAGAGAAAAUUUCUUCGGAACCAGAACAGGUUUUGAAAUGCAUUUUUCUGUGGCUCCCUCUAUUUUUUUUAAUAUGAGUUCAAUAGUAAUGCCCGUUUGUCAUUUGUUACUUAGCCUAGAAUCCUGUCAGUGUUGCUUAAUUUUCUAACCACUAGGUCUUCAUGCCACUAAAGUACUAAAAUAUGUGGUGAAGAUCAGAAAUCUGGCCCAAAUGAAAUCUUAGAAGUAAUAGGGGAAUCAGGUAGUGGCACCGCUUAGGGUGGCUACCUAAGAGAAAUGGUAAUAUUGUUUUACAUUAAAAAAAACACACUUAAAUGAUAAAAUUGGCAGAAGUGGAGAGCUCGCCCAUGCGCUGGGCAUGAUAAUAGCUCUCUCCUGCUGUUAUAUACAGUGGUACCUUGGUUUGCAUACGUUUUGGAUUACAAACACGUCAAACCCAGAAGUGCGUGUCCCGGUUUGCAACCUUUCUUUGGAUUCCACCCAUUAUUAUUUUUUGGAUUAUGAACAAAAAUUUUUUUGGAGGCCCCAUUGGCGAAAUCGCGCCUUGGGUUACAACCUGUUUUGGUUUUACAAAUGGGCGUCCAGAACAGAUUAUGGUUGUAAACCAAGGUACCACUGUAUAGCAUAUCCAACUAGUUCUUUUUUAGUUAAAUUAUGUGCUGUGUGAUGAAGUACUUCUGUUUGUGUCUUACCAUUCAGCUUCAUUGAAUGAAGUUCUAGUAUCACAAGAGAUGGAGAAAGAUGUCUUGAUCCAGUUCUUUCACACUAUGCAUGUUUUACACCAUAUCAUGUUCCCUCGCCCUACUCAUUUUUUCUAAUGUAAAAAGAGCCAACUCUGUAACUUUUCCUUAUAGUGGAACUGCUACAGUUCUCUGACAGUUUUUGGUUACUCCUACAUUUAUUAAUAAUCAUCAUCUUACAUUUCUCCUUUUUCUUCCUGACAGAGGCAUACGUGUGCCUCCCAAUCUCUUUCUGAGAUGCAACAAACAGAACUGUAUGGUUCUCAAAAUGUGGUUGCAGCCAGAUUUCUAUAAAGGCAUUGUGAUAUUAGAUUUGUUUUCAGAAUUCUUUCCUAAGGCUCCCUACCGUGGUAUUUGCCUUUUUUUAACAGCUGCCACACACAUUUUUAUUGAGCUACCUACCAUGACGCCUUUCCUGGUCAGUCACUGUCAGCUCACAACACAUCAUCAGUGUAAAGUAAGGAUUUUUUUGCUCUAGUGUUCAUCAUUGUUCACCAAACCGCAUUUGCCACUUUAUUUCCCAUUCAUCUGGUUUGGAGAUCCUUUUCAAGCUGUUCAAUCCCUUUUUGUUUUUACCAACCGGAAUAAUUUGGUCAGCAAGCAUAGCCACUUCACUGCCCCUGAAAAAUUAUGAACAGGCACAGGUUCCAACUUUGAUCCUUCUGGCGGUUCCCUCACUGCAAGAAGCCAAGUUACAGGGAACCAGGCAGAGGACCUUCUUGGUAGUGGUGCCCGCCCUGUGGAAUGCCCUCCCAUCAGAUGUCAAGGAAAUAAGCAACUAUCUUACUUUUAAAAGACAUCUGAAGGCAGCCCUGUUUUUAAUGUCUGAUGUUUUAAUGUAUUUUUAAUCUUUUAUUGGAAGCCGUCCAGAGUGGCUGGGGAAACCCAGCCAGUAUUAUUAUUAUUAGGACCUCACUUCUUACAUCCCUUUAUUGUGCAACUUGUUGCUUAUUCCUUCUGCUACCCUUUCUUUAACUUUUUAUUGAUCCAGAGGAGGAUGUCAUUUAGAACCUUUGACUAGAAACCAUUCAGACCUUGUGGUUUUUAAUUUCUUGAGAAGGAAGUCUUGGAAGUUCACCUCUUGUCACUAGUUGCCUCUGUCCCAAGUCUUCCACAGUGAAGACACAUUAAUUAACUUUUCAGCAAUCUCCUUAAAACCCUUGUUAUUAUUGGUUCAAUUGCCUCCAUAGCUGGUUGCCUGUAUUUGACAUAUUUAUACUUUAAUCAGUGGUUUCAGCAGUAUGCUUCCUUUUCAUCUCUUACUGUUUUGUAAGGAUGUUCUUAUUUGAGUAAGACUUCCAUUUUCUGAAGUCUCUGAUACUUAGCAUCCUGAAAUAAAGCAAGGAUUGGUUCUAGAGGUUGUAGAGCAAACAAGCUAACAUGAUUGCCAUGGAGGCACAAGAUUUGAGUGGGGUGACCAGCAGCACAGCAUUGUUUCACAGAAGGGAUGACAUAUAUAUUUCAUUUUCAUUCAUAACCUUUUGCUCCAAUUCAGAGAAGUUAAAUUGCACUUACUGACAUUGAUAUUAAUGGAGCUUGAAUUCAGGUUUCAUUAAUUUUAAAGGGACUGAAGUCUUGGAGCCUUUCCAUGUAAUUUAAAACUCCAUCUGUGAUCUCUCUUAAUCUCAGAUUAUCAGAUACUGUAGAGAUGGAGAAGGCCCACUCUGGAUUUCUGCAGAAAACAUUCCUCAGGAGACGGACAUCCCCAACUGUUUAUGUGGUAGUAAAAGAGUAUUUGAAUUCCAGGUAUGGAAAUCUGGUUAAAUUGUGUGUAAUAAGUGUGUGUGUGUGUGUGUGUAAUAUAUAUAUAUAUAUAUAUAUAUAUAUGCGCGCGCAUGCAGCAGAGAAGAAUUUUAGGGAUGAAUUCUUAGUUCUGCUUAAAUUUUCUUUCAAUCCUUGCCAAGGUCUGUGUAGCCUGAAUUGUGGGAAGUCAGGAGUUCAGUAAUACACAUUUUUGGAACUAUAGUUUACUUAAAUUAAAAAUGGGUUGUUGACUAGAACGUAAAGGUAAAGGGACCCCUGACCAUUAGGUCCAGUCGUGGCCGACUCUGGGGUUGCGACGCUCAUCUUGCUUUAUUGGCCAAGUGCUAAAUAAACUUUUUAGGACAGGUAAUCGCUGCAAAUUUUCUACAGAUUUUGCUGAAGUAUUUGAAUGGUGCUAUUUUUUUCUUUCCCCCCCACCCCAACUAAUCCUGUUGCUUUUGCGGGGGCUGGAAGCUAAGAUUUGAAGACUAUAAAGAAUUGAUCACUGUGCCUUCUAAACUAUGUAGUACAGAAAAAGUACUAUGUAGCUUAAAAGGUAACUUAACAUUUCUGUUGUGUUUUGUUUAAGAUUAUGCCGCAACUUCUGAAUCACCUAAAAGUUGACAGCCUUGGAGAAAGCAUCGACUGGGGAACACUAGCUAUUUAUACGUGUGCCGACAGCUGUAAUAGAGGCAACCACUAUACCGAAGAAUUUGUCUGGAAGCAAGAUAUUUCUAGCACUAUUUAAUAUCUACAAAAUUUAAAUGGCAGGACAUUUAACUCUGCAUCAUUAAAAUAUCUCACUUUAUAACU
Molecule: messenger RNA, 8827 nt
Organism: Podarcis lilfordi (Lilford's wall lizard)
Lineage: Eukaryota; Metazoa; Chordata; Lepidosauria; Squamata; Lacertidae
Source: the annotation of a GenBank genome assembly